Brassica napus (rape) is the source of this 1941-nucleotide messenger RNA. RefSeq lists its product as uncharacterized. Lineage: Eukaryota; Viridiplantae; Streptophyta; Magnoliopsida; Brassicales; Brassicaceae. The transcript has a single exon. The coding region runs from base 814 to 1590 and encodes 258 amino acids. The record is from RefSeq and is a predicted model, not a curated record.
AACUGAACCGAAGUAAAUAUAGAUUUAGAAUGAUAGUUAUAUUUUACUAACCGAAAUACCGAAAACCGAAAAAAAACGAAUCGAAACCGAACCGAUAUCUGGAUUGAAAACCCCUACUCUUAAGGCUUGCCCUUCCAAUAAAAAAUAAUUUAAAAUCAUGCGGGUCCCACCAUUAUUUAAAACAUGUAUUUUUUACCUCUUCCAUAAGAGGUGAGUUUGUGAGGGUUUUGCCACUUUUUGCAGGUUCCACUGACACGUGACGACCCGCGAUUGGUCCAUUUUUAAUUUUUUUUUUUAAAUCGGAUAAAACAAAAAAAAGUAAUAAAAAAAAGAUUAGAAUCCACGCUCUCUCCCCUUUGCGUUAAUGCUGCUCUAAAAGAUGAGGUUUAAGAACUUUUGUACACUCUUUUUGAUAUUUUUAAUAUUUUUUAUUUUCCUUUAACUAGUAAGAAUUUUUCUAAUAACUCCUUGUUUGAGCAAAAAAGAAAAUGGAGGAGAGAAUAACUUUCCAUGUGCAACUUGCAACCAACCAAACCCUUUAACAGCCUCUUCUAGACCAACACAAGCGGGGGCAAGACAAGCUACAACACGUGUCUAGAUCACAAUCCGUACAGGAAAAACACACAUGUAGGCUCCAACACGUGUUCGGAUCACAGGCAUUAUAAAACCCUAUAACCAUUGGCUCAGUGUUCCUCAGUCCAAGUAAAAUCUUGUAUACAGAGAGAAAUGGACGGUAGGGGAGGGUGUUGCAUUGCAAGGUACACCGACUGAGCUGGACGGUACGCUUAUGAUCUCUCUCAAGCUGAUCGCAUCAUGCUUCGAUUUCGUCCCAUCGCUCCUAAACCAACCAGCGACUACGGCUGCGGAGGAAAGCCCGUAUCCAGCGGAGAGAGCUUUUCCGGAAGCUCCAACGUUUCCUUUAGAGGAAAGAGGAAAUGUCAGCAGACGGAGAACGGAGGUAGCGCUAGGAGGUGCACUCGGCGGAAGAAAUUGGAAAAAACCGUAGCUCACGGCGGGGAAGCUAAGGUGACUCUAUCUCUGUUGCCGGAGAGGCCCGGUCAAAGUGCUUUUACAGAUAUGAAACUGUCGGUGGCGUCUGCGGAGAAGCAGAAGCGGCAGGGUCCGUUUUGGCUGAGUUUAAGCGAUGGCGGCGGGAUGAUUACUCAAACUUACCAGUCGGUGGAGGUCAUGGGGAGAACGGUGGUGAUUUCUUCGUGUAUGACGGUGGAGCGUGUAACAGAUGCAUGGAAUGACGGUUACGGCCUGGGGAGGUCCGACGAAGAAAGGAAGAUGAAUCUCGUGAGGGACACGUGUCCUGGUUUCAUAUCGGACGGUUCAGGUAGAGUGACGUGGACAAAUGAGGCGUACAGGAAGAUGGCGAGGGAUAACAUUCGUGUUAAAGAAGGUGCACCGGAGAACAAGAGCGGCGAAAGUUUCCACGUGAUCGUACGGUUGGUGAUGAGGGAGAGGCCGAUGCUAACGUACACGGCUUUCACAUGCAGGAUGACACUACAGUUCACGUGUCAAGAUCGUGAGAGAUGCUCCGUCACGGUGCCUUGCGACGUGUGGAGAAUGGACGAUGGACGUUAAGGCCGCUUUGUGCCUUUGACCGGGAAAUAUAUAUAAUGUACUGGUACCGCACCGUAAGAUCAGUAUAGUCGCGAGCAGCGACGAAACUGUCCUGAUCGUGCACUGCAUGAUCUCUUCGAAACAAAAUAUGCUUUAGUAAAAGGCAAGUCUCUAGCUUUUUAUUUUAAGCAUAAUAGAUCAUGUCGUUUUUAUUCUGUAGUCUUUGCUUUUCUUUUUUCCUCGAGUGUAAUUUGUUUGGAGUUCUUGUGUGCAUCUUUUUGUUUGCACUAACGCAUUGGUGAUGCUAAUUUGUUUAAAGGUAAUUAAUUGUAAGUGUUAAACAUAAGAACAAUUGUAAGUAUUUAAUGCAUU